Messenger RNA from Chrysochloris asiatica (Cape golden mole), 3137 nucleotides. RefSeq names its product NLR family, CARD domain containing 4 (gene NLRC4). Gene Ontology annotation, biological process: regulation of apoptotic process; detection of bacterium; defense response to bacterium. Lineage: Eukaryota; Metazoa; Chordata; Mammalia; Afrosoricida; Chrysochloridae. Bases 1 to 3114 code for a protein of 1037 amino acids. The transcript is spliced from 8 exons. The record is from RefSeq and is a predicted model, not a curated record.
AUGUAUUCAGCUAUUACUUUGUAUGAGCUACUUGCUGAGGUGAAUUUUAUAAAGGAGAAUAGUCAAGACCUCAUUCAAAGGAUGGGAAUAACUGUUAUCAAGCAAAUUACGGACGACCUAUUUGUACUGAACGUUCUGAAUUAUGAAGAAGUAAGUAUCAUCUGCUGUGAGAAGGUUGAGCAGGAUGCCGCAAGAGGAAUCAUCCACAUGAUUUUGAAGAAAGGUUCAGAGGCCUGUAACCUCUUUCUUAAAUCUCUUGAAAAGUGGAAUUAUCCUCUAUUUCAGGACUUAAAUGGACAAAGUCUUUUUCACCAGAUGUCAGAAGAUGACUUAGACAAUUUGGCACAGGAUUUAAAGGACUUAUACCACACUCCAUCUUUUCUGAACUUCUAUCCCCUCGGUGAGGAUAUUGACAUCAUUUUUAACUUGAAAAGCACCUUCACAGAACCUGUCCUGUGGAGGAAGGACCAACACCAUAAUCGCACGGAGCAGCUAACCCUGAGUGGUCUUCUGGAAGUUCUUCAGAGUCCCUGCCUCAUCGAAGGGGAAUCAGGCAAAGGAAAGUCCACUCUGCUCCAGCGAAUCGCCAUGCUCUGGGCCUCCGGAAAGUGCAGAGCUUUGUCCAAGUUCAAAUUUGUCUUCUUUCUCCGCCUGAGCAGGGCCCAGGGUGGACUCUUCGAAAGCCUGUGUGAUCAGUUGCUGGAUAUACCUGACACAAUGCAGAAGCGGGCUUUCCUGGCCACACUGCUGAAGCUACGGCAGAAAGUUCUGUUCCUCCUUGAUGGCUAUAACGAAUUCAAACCCCAGAACUGCUCAGAAAUUGAAGCUCUGAUUAAGGAAAACCACCGCUUCAAGAAUAUGGUCAUCGUUACCACCACUACCGAGUGCCUGAGGCACAUCAGGCAGUUCGGUGCCCUGACUGUAGAGGUGGGCGACAUGACCGAGGACAGUGCCCAGACUCUCAUCCGGGAAGUGCUGAUAAAGGAGCUUGCUGAAGGCUUGUUGAUGCAGAUUGAGAAAUCCAGAAGCUUGAGGAAUCUGAUGAAGACUCCACUCUUUGUGGUUAUCACUUGUGCAAUCCAGAUGGGGGAGAGUGAGUUCCACGCUAGCACACAAACCACACUGUUCCGUACUUUCUAUGAUCUGCUGGUUCAUAAAAAUAAGCAUAAACAUAAAGGUGUAGCGGCCGGUGACUUCACUCGGAGCCUCGAUCACUGUGGAGACCUAGCUCUGGAAGGUGUGUUCUGCCACAGGUUUGAUUUCGAACCUGAGGAUGUGUCCAGCGUCAAUGAGGAUGUCCUACUGACAACUGGCCUCCUCUGUAAAUACACAGCUCAAAGGUUUAAGCCAAAGUAUAUAUUCUUUCACAAAUCAUUCCAGGAGUACACAGCAGGGAGAAGAUUCAGCAGUUUGUUGACAUCUCAUGAGCCAGAGGAGGUAACCAAAGGGAAUGGUUAUUUGCAGAAAAUGGCUUCCAUUUCAGACAUUACUUCCACGUACAGUAACCUACUCCUGUACACAUGUGGGUCAUCUGCCGAAGCCACCCGGAUCAUUGUGAAACAUCUUGCAACAGUGUACAAACAUGGCAGCCUCCAUGGGCUUUCCAUUGCCAAGAGGCCUCUUUGGAGGCAGGAAUCUAUACAAAACGUGAAAAGCACCACUGAACAAGAAAUUCUGAAAACCAUAAACAUAAAUUCCUUUGCAGAGUGUGGCAUCCAUUUAUUCCAUGAGAGUAUAUCUAAGUCAACUCUGAGUCAAGAAUUUGAAGAUUUCUUUCGUGGUAAAAGCCUAUAUAUUAACUCAGAGAACAUUCCUGAUUACUUAUUUGACUUUUUUGAACACUUGCCUAAUUGUGCAAGUGCCCUGGACUUCAUUAAAUUGGACUUUUAUGGAAGAGCCUCAGUUUCAUGUGACAAGACUGCAGAAGACCCCAGCAGGACCCACAUAGGAGAGACCUCAGAAACCUACAUUUCCAGCAGGGCUGUGUCUUUGUUCUUCAACUGGAAGAAGGAAUUUAAGACUCUGGAUGUCACGCUCCGAGAUUUCAACAAGUUGAAUAAACAAGAUAUCAAAUAUCUGGGGAAGAUUUUCAGCUCAGCCACAAGCCUCAGAUUGUACAUUAAAAGAUGUGUCGGAAUAGCUGGAAGUCUCAGUCCCAUUCUCAGCUCCUGCAAGAACAUUCAUUCUCUCAUGAUUGAUGCCAGUCCGCUCACCAUAGAAGAUGAACGACACAUCACAUCCGUGACAAACCUGAAAACCUUGAGCAUUCAUGACCUACAGACUCAACGGCUGGCAGGUGGUUUGACUGACAGCUUGGGUAAUCUAAAGAACAUUAUGAGGCUCAUACUGGACAACAUUAAGAUGAAUGAGGAGGAUGCUAUAAAACUAGCUGAAGGUCUAACAAACCUGAAGAAGUUGUAUUUGCUCCGUUUGACCCACUUGUCUGACAUUGGAGAGGGAAUGGAUUACAUAGUCAAGUCUCUAUCAGCCAAACCGUGUGACCUUGAAGAAAUCCAAUUAGUCUCCUGCUGUUUGACUGCGAAGGCCAUGAAAGCCCUAGGUCAGAAUCUUCAUAAUUUGGGCAAACUGAAAAUUAUUGAUUUAUCUGAAAAUUACCUGGAAAAGGAUGGAAAUGAAGCUCUACAUGAACUGAUUGGCAGGCUGAACAUCUUGGAAGGGCUAGCUGCCCUGAUGCUGCCCUGGUGGUGUGAUGUGCGAGUGAACCUGAUCAGCCUAUUGGAGCAGCUGGAAGAGGCCCCACAGCUUGUCAAACUUGGACUGAAAAACUGGAGACUUACAGAUUCAGAGAUUAAAAUUUUAGGUGCAUUUUUUGAGACGAACCCUCUGAAAAACUUCCAGCAGUUGGAUUUGGGAGGAAAUUGUGUGAGCAGUGAUGGAUGGCUUGAUUUCAUGGGCGUAUUUGAGAAUCUUCAACAGUUAGUGUUUUUCGACUUCAGCACUGAAGGAUUUUUACCCGAUGCAGCAUUAGUCAGAAAACUUAGCCAUGUGUUAUCAAAGCUGACUUUUUUGCAAGAAGCUAGGCUUGUUGGGUGGCAAUUUGAUGAUGAUGAUCUCAGUGUUAUUAAAGGUACUUUUAAACUAGUAACUGCCUAAAUAAAAGACACUCUAAGCCAAUA